UCCAACGGUCAUGUAUGUUGUACCUCUGCUGCAUGAGGCUUUUCCUUUUAUAUUAAACCACGUAUUUGACAAAAACUCAGCUGAAAACAAUAAUUAUCAAGGUUGAAAUACGGAAAGGCGCUGUUUCACGAGAAAAGUCUGCUGUCAUGGGUUUACUGAAUGCACUAAGAGCAGUCAGAUGCAUCCUGAGCUCCUUUCCAAAAUCAUGUUUUUCCACCAAAGCUUUGUGGCGGGACAAAAACAUCCUGCUGAUGGGUUCUCCUGGAGCUGGGAAGACCACAGUUGGGAGGAUAGUGGCGCACAGACUGGGACUACCUGUCAUCGACGUUGAUGACGAUAUAUUGGAGACGACAUGGAAGAUGCCAGUGGCUGAAAAGCUUUCAGCAGUCGGUGGCGAGCGUUUCCUGGAGGAGGAAGGUCAGGCUCUGUGUAACUUCUCGGCCUCUGGGUGUGUUGUCUCCCUGACAGGAUCUAACCCUCUUCACUCUGCGGCGAUGCGGCACGUCAGAGAGUCUGGGCUGGUCGUCUACUUGGAUGUUGACAGUGAGGACAUCAUACAGAGACUUGAAAGGAUGAAGGUGAACAGGAUUGUGGGUCAGGAGGCCGGGGUGUCCAUGAGAGACAUCCUGCGCUACAGGAAGCAGUUUUAUGAGAAGUGGCUGGAUGUGCGGGUGCUGUGUGGGAAAGGCGACACGGUGGAGGAAGUGGCGGAGAAGGUGCUGAAGGCGGUGGAGAGAUAUCAGAACCACUCUGCAGAAACGUAUGUGUCAACCAGGUGUGACAGCGAGAAAAGUCAGAAAACACACUUCAGUGACGUGGUAGUUGAGGGUCUCGCCACAGAUGGAGGCCUCUAUGUUCCCAAAAAUGGCUUCCCAAUCAUCGAUGCUCGUGAAUGGCUCAGACUAACUGACAUGUCAUACCCAGAACGAGCUCUAGUUCUGCUUGAAAAGUGCAUACACCCGUUAGACGUCUCUGCUUUGGAUCUAAGAGAGAUGAUAUUCAAAGCUUACGGGUCUAACUUUUCCAGCGAGGAGGUCGCUCCAGUGAAACAUCUCGUCCACAAUCAGUACGUCCAGGAGCUUUUUCACGGCCCCACCGCCUCGUUCAAAGACCUGGCCUUGCAGCUGAUGCCCCAGCUCUUUGCACACUGCCUCCCACACAUGUGCAACUACCUCAUCCUUGUAGCCACCUCUGGGGACACAGGAAGUGCAGUUCUCAGCGGCUUCAGCAGGCUCAGUGGCGCUGAUAAACACAGGACCGGCGUGCUGGUUUUUUUCCCAGAGAACGGCGUGAGUGAGAUUCAGAAGCUCCAGAUGACGAGCUUCAGGGAGGGAAACGCCAGGGCCGUGAGCGUCCUGUCAGAUUUUGAUUUCUGUCAGAGGACCAUAAAGAGGAUGUUUGGAGAAUCUGGGUUGACGGGACACCUCGCUGUGGAGUACGGCACAGUCCUCAGCACCGCCAACUCCAUCAACUGGGCGCGGCUGCUGCCACAGGUGGUGUACCAUUCCUCAGCCUAUCUGGAUCUGUGCAGAGACGGCGUUAUCAAGUUUGGGGAGCCCAUUGAUGUUUGCAUCCCUUCUGGUAACUUUGGCAAUGCCAUGUCGGCUUUGUACGCCAAGCAAAUGGGCGUCCCGAUAAGAAAAGUCAUCUGUGCGUCCAACCACAACCGCAUCAUCACGGACUUUAUCACCACAGGCGAGUACGAUCUCCGGGGAUGGCCUCUGGUGCUCUCCCACUCCCCGGCUAUAGAUAUCCUGAAAUCCUCCAACCUUGAGAGGUUUAUCUUCCACGUCUCAGACGGAGACGGCCGUCUUGUCAAGGAGCUGUUCACGCGUUUAGACCAGCGGCAGCACUUUCAGGUGCCUGAGCCUCUUAUUGGCAGGAUGCAGCAGGAAGUGCUGGCUGGCUGGUGCUCAGAAGACGACUGCUUGGCCGCCAUCCAGAGCGUUCACACACAGACGGGCUACCUCAUGGACACACACACCGCCGUGGCUAAAGUCGUGGCUGAUGGGCUGCAGGAUGGUGCGUGCCCCGUGGUGCUCUGCUCCACCGCGCACUACGGGAAGUUUGCUCCCGCUGUGUUCAAAGCUCUGCAAAUCCCAAAUAUUCCAGAGGAUCCCGUUGAGCAGCUGGUGAAGCUCGCAUCGACAGCUUCCAGACCCGAAAUCCACAGAGACAUGAUGAAGUGCCUGAAGGAAAGACGCAGGACGAAACACACUGUUUGUCAGGAGGAUUACGGCGUGUUGGUGGAGGAGGUGGAGAGCAUGAUACAGGACUCCUUCUUGAAAGUUAUGUAGGAUUAUUUUAGUUUUUGUUAAUUAGCACCUUAAUUAAACCUUUGAAACCUGAGAGAAUUGGC
Plectropomus leopardus (leopard coralgrouper) is the source of this 2359-nucleotide messenger RNA. RefSeq names its product threonine synthase like 1 (gene thnsl1). Gene Ontology annotation, cellular component: cytoplasm. Gene Ontology annotation, biological process: amino acid metabolic process. Gene Ontology annotation, molecular function: pyridoxal phosphate binding. The record is from RefSeq and is a predicted model, not a curated record. Lineage: Eukaryota; Metazoa; Chordata; Actinopteri; Perciformes; Serranidae.